AAGUAAGAAUGAGUUUAACAAACCCUUGUUUUUAUCGAUGGAUUUUUCUGGAUACACAUCCUGAUGAUCUGCAACUACUGAAAUACGUGAAUGCUUCCACUGUUUGUUGGAGAGCAUUUUAUGUCACAAGACAAGGCGAUUUGAGUAAUAACAAUUCAAAACUAGCUAUCCACGGUUCUGACAUGAAUGAAAAAGGAAGUUGCAUAUUAAAGGACAAAGUGGCAGAAUGGUCAUCAGCCAGCGGACUGAAGGUUAUACAUUUAGCUGAUAGAAGGAUUCGAAAUUUCAAAGGCAUAACCCUGAGGACAACAUUUGUAAAUGAGAAACCCUUUUACUUUAUUUCUGAAGAGGGAAAACCGGAAGGAAUUGAAUAUCAGCUUAUAAAAACUUUAAGAGAAAAACUGAACUUCAAAAUUGAUAUCAUCAAACGCAGAGAUCAAGACACGGGACGUGAGUUGCCAAAUGGAAGCUGGACAGGAUAUAUCGGUCUCGUUCAACGUGGUGAUGUGAUAUUCACUGUGGCAACGAUAUCGAUGCGAGCAACUCGAAUUAAAGUUAUGGAUUACAGCUCACCUUACAUUUUUAACAAGCUCAGCUUCGUCGUUCUUAACCCAGCCCUUGAGAGCAGACAAUUUGUUUUAAUCCGACCCAUGACACCAACUGUUUGGGCAAGCAUUUUUGUAGCUCUUAUUCUUGGUUCUGCAGCCUUAUAUGCCCUAACUCAUUUUCUACCAACAAAACAUAUUGUCCAGGAUUCUUACAACUUCUGGUAUCUUCUAAGCACAUUUGGGAACGAAGGUAUGUAAUGCAUCCACUAAUGUUCCAAUUAUGUUUUGAAUAGCCAACUCCCUCCUCAUUACAACAGUAACACGCAAACAUUCCAUCUGCUGUGAAUAGCCAUAAUUUUACGUUAAUGUGUACGCUUCAAAUUAGCAUCGUUAUUUCUAAAUAAGAUUUUGUCCACACAGAAGAGUUAGUGUUCAGAAAAUAAUGCUGGCGAUAGAUAAGUAACACGAAUGAAAAAUAAAUAAUAAAAUUCAAACAUUUUGAACACAUAUCUACAUCAUCCACGUUCUUACUUCUAAGUUAACAUAGUUAAUUACAAAAUGAUAUUUUCUUGCACUCACAAACAUGUUCGAUAAGCCGGCUAUGUUCGAUUGAUGUUGGAACUUUUCACGCAAAUUAUUUAUGAAUU
This is a messenger RNA of Parasteatoda tepidariorum (common house spider), 1195 nucleotides long. RefSeq names its product glutamate receptor ionotropic, kainate glr-3. The record is from RefSeq and is a predicted model, not a curated record. NCBI's taxonomy places the organism in Eukaryota, Metazoa, Arthropoda, Arachnida, Araneae, Theridiidae. Gene Ontology annotation, cellular component: membrane. Gene Ontology annotation, molecular function: ligand-gated monoatomic ion channel activity.